Messenger RNA from Porites lobata, 2000 nucleotides. The record is from the annotation of a GenBank genome assembly. NCBI's taxonomy places the organism in Eukaryota, Metazoa, Cnidaria, Anthozoa, Scleractinia, Poritidae.
AUGAAUCUCAAAGCAUUCGCCAUUGUGCUUUUGACAACAGUUCUUCUCUGCCAAAACACCCACUCAGCGACUUUGAGAAGUCGUAAGUCCAUUGUCGGCCAUGCAGCUGUGGGAUCGAUACAAGGUGGUCAAACCUUGUCACCCGUUCAGGUUCUUGAUGAGUGGUGUACAAACCUGACGACACAUCUCAACACAACUUUGGAAAAGUUUGUAAGUGAACUAUAUAUAGAGGAUACUUUAUGGCAAUUGUGGGCGUGCGCUAUUUAUGCACGAGUCGUUGACGAAUCAGAAAUCGAACGAGUGAGGGCAGCGAACAAGUGAGAUUUCUAUUACAUAAACAACGAGGCACUUUCCAUGUGGUAUUGUGUUUAUUAUAUACAUACUGAGACAUUCAUCAUCUUGGCGGCCUUUUUAUUUCAAAUCUCUCCAAAAUGCCUUUGGAGAGUACUAAAUUUUGUUUUGGAUUGCAGUGGGAUACUAGGAUACUACUAGGAUACUUUCGUUAGUCUCCGAUCGCUAACUAACUGUGUACUGUAUUUUUUAUCCCAGGCAUCUAUCCCUUUCAACAGAUCAAUGGGCAGCUCCUACAUUUCAGCCUCUUCAGGAGUGACGGUGAGUGCAGUGCUUUAAGACAAUGAAAGAUACCACAAAGUUGCAAAUUAAAACAGUGAAAGCGACGGUUAAGGCACCUUAUAACUUUGAAAGAAGAUAGAUCCGUGAAACGCACCAAUCACAUUUAGAGUCUUCAGUCACAACCAAUAACAUCACAGCUUACUUGUCAGACGACCAAUAACAUUGCAAAUUAAUUGACCAAAGCGGUCCGUCAAUAACCAGAGAUUAAUUCCAUCAAAUGACGUGAUACAACUCACUUUGAAUCUGAAGAUGACUACUGCACAGGUUGUCCAAAACCUCAGUCAUGAUCACUGUUAACAACAUUCCUAUUCAGGGCUUUACUCCGCCGAACGAUCACAUUCCACCUAUACUUACGAAGGUAUAGUAGUAUAGUAGAGAUUACUGAUCAUGGAUCUUUAUUCUCCCUCAGGUAUUGCAGAGGUUGACUUUUGACUUGAAUCAUAUCAAAAUCUACUCUUUAUUGUUUAGUCAAAUUCCAAGUGUCAUGACAGGUCCACAGUCUGAUCUGUGCUUGAAGGAUGGUGUUCGCCUCUUGUCAGGUCUCAUUAUUGGUAUGGAUGUGGCGGUAAGUUAUUCAUAUCUCAAAGCUUAAACUUCAGUUAAGGACUCCUUCAAUGUCAGUGUCAACUGGCGCUUAAAGUAGUUUUUAGGACUCCUCUUCGACUUUGAUCGUUUGUUUUCCAGUUUUAAGAGCGAGACCACGUAAUCUGGAAACUGUUUUCAAAUUUUGUCUCAUUUGCGUACCUAUGAAAAAAGGCUAAAAACAAAUUCCCUUGAAACCGUCACAUGACCAGAAAUGGGGCAAAAAUCUGUUUAUUGCUAUGACACGUUAUAGGCUCACAUCAUUGCCUAGAAAUUCAAUGUCUAAAUAAUACAAACGAGAGAUGCGCCAAUGACAUGUUACACCAAAUUAAAUCGUGUCUUUCCCACGCUUUGCCGUUGGUUUCAGGCUCACGACGCCCCAGUUUUUAAUCCAGGUUAAGACUUUUCUUGUCCUUCGAUGUAUUGUAAAUAUGAUUUAUCAACAGGCAUUUUAAUUCCUUUAAAUGAGUCCCCUCUCAAGAAGUGAAAAAGAUGAACGAUUUCUGUGAAAAUUCCAAAUCAUCGUAUGCCAUCUUCAUAACUUUAAGAUCUUAUCAGUUAUCACUAUUUUAGCUUAUUUUCUCUAUUUCUCACAAUAGGAAGCCUACUUAAACGGUACUUCUUCAUCGCCGCCCCAGUUCCUUCAUGGGAAUAAGCUUGGCAGCCCAGCUCGGUACCAGGACCUCAGUCGUGAAAUGGCAGUGCUUAAAAGUCAAAUGAGAGAACUGGUCAUUAUUAUUGGCAAUAAUAUGUUUUCCAGCUCAGCGCACGUCGUUAGUGUAUAA